This is a messenger RNA of Knipowitschia caucasica, 204 nucleotides long. The record is from the annotation of a GenBank genome assembly. Lineage: Eukaryota; Metazoa; Chordata; Actinopteri; Gobiiformes; Gobiidae.
AUGACCACACAGGAGGUGAAGGAUGCAGACCUCACAGGCGGCCGGAGCCAAGGGGACUCGGCGCUUGAUUUUGGCUCGCCGUACGUCAUUGACCCCUGGGUGCUUUCGGGUGGUCCUGCCCUGUCAGUCAGCAUCUCCUCACAGCUGGUGCGGAGCCGGAGGAGUUUCACACCUCGGCAACGCGCCUCGCACUGUCAGACCUGA